Molecule: messenger RNA, 1362 nt
Organism: Ylistrum balloti
Lineage: Eukaryota; Metazoa; Mollusca; Bivalvia; Pectinida; Pectinidae
Product: protein FAM81B-like
Exons: 3
Coding region: 1-1362 (453 amino acids)
Source: RefSeq, a predicted model, not a curated record
AUGAACGGAGUUUUGGUUGCCUUUUUCCUUAUUCUUGGUGGGACCCAGGGACAAUAUGUACCUCAAGGAGUACUGCCUACACAAGCUGCCACGUGUAAAUAUGAAUUUACAGUUCCGGACACAAAAGGUGCUUGUUCAAUGUCGAAUAGCAACUUGGACAAAAAAGUCGACCAGGUGAAACAGGAUUUGGACAAGACUCGUUUGCAAUAUGUAUCUCAGAACAGUAUCGUCCAGAGUACACUAGCUCAGGUUCAGUCCGACACGGCUACUUAUGUAUCUAAAGUACAAGACCUUACCCGCCAGUUCCAGAGUCUUAAGCAGUCAGUCAGCGUGGCGCCCGCCGGUGGCAGUGCUCCAGCCGGUAACUCCCAAUACCUAAAUCAGCUUGUCAUUGACACAAAAGAUCUUCUUACGAAAGCUGUUCAGGAUAUCAAUAAUAAGAUCUUCAAUCUCACCUACCAAUUCCAGAGAGGUUCCGUGGAACAAUCCAAGGUAGAUACAGCUAUUGAGAAGCAAAUCAACCAGCAGGCGGUAGAUAUCGCAAAAACAGAACAAAGGUUAAUCAAUCUUGAAAAUCAAAUCAAAGCAUUGCAGGCGAGCGCCGCACAAACAUCAACUGGCCCUGCAGUGACAUCACCGCCUGCAUCUGUAGGAACAGGAGGUCCAACAAAUGCACAAAUUGCCCAACUGAAACAACAAUACAAGCAACUUGAGAAGGAUGUCCAGAAGCAAAACCAACAGCAGGCAACUCAGUUCCAGAACCUCAAUGCAAAGACAAAUCAACUUCUUGGACAAGUAACCAAUCAGAGUACUGAAAUCAACAGCAUAAGGCUCGCCACACAGGGCGCCAUGUCACGUGUUUUGGCGGCAGAGUCAAAGGUCACGGGUGUCAAGACAGACCUAGACGCCCUGAAACAGAAGAUUGAACCUCAGAUGGUAGUGGUGGCACAGGAGGUCGCUACACUCCAGAUAAAUGUUACAAAAGUGGAGAAAGAACUGCAGCAGUUGGGAUCCCAAUUGAUGACCAACAACGUCAAUUUUGUGUCGGACCACGCCAAGGUUCAAAGCAUGUCUUCCCAAACAAAACUGCUAGCCAGUCAGCUCACCAAGUUAGAGAAAGAGAUAACUGCCCAGUCCGGAGAGCUCCUAAAACUAACCAAUGACGUGAAAACAUUGACCGCAUCUCCAUCUCUGUCCACUAACACGACACUCUCCAGUGCCGCUCUACAACAGGCUGUCCAGCAAUUCGAGUCCAGGGUGCAGACUUCACUGAACAAGACACAAGGUGACAUUUCCCAGUUACAGAGUGUCACAAAAGUUCUUCUACAACAAAUCACUGUCUUAACAACCGGAUCUGGGUAG